AUGGCUCCAGCUACGAAUGCUGCUCCUGCUGAAGUUCCGGUGACAGGAGGCUCUGUAACCGAAACAUUCACACGUGGCAUUCGGGCUAUCCUCCUUGGACCCCCUGGAUCUGGAAAGGGUACGCAAGCUCCUAAGUUAGCGGAGACUUACCAUGCUUGUCAUCUUUCUACUGGUGAUCUUCUUCGAGCGGAAGUAGCCUCUGGCUCUGAACUAGGACAAUCAUUGAAAAAUACUAUGGACCAAGGAAAACUUGUUUCUGACGACACUGUUUGUGAACUUAUUGAUGUAAAUCUGAACAAACCUGAGUGCCGUUUAGGAUUUAUUUUGGAUGGUUUCCCAAGAACCACAGUUCAAGCAGAGAAGCUCGAUGCCCUUUUGGAGAAGAGAGAGACUCCUCUUGACUCAGUAGUUGAAUUUAAGAUUGAUGAUGAGCUCCUUGUUCGUCGUAUCACUGGACGUCUUUUCCAUCGCAGCAGUGGAAGAAGCUACCAUUUAGAGUUUAACCCACCUAAGAUUCCAAUGAAAGAUGACAUCACUGGUGAACCAUUAAUCCGUCGUAGUGACGACAAUGAAGAGACUCUAAGAAAGCGUUUGGUUCAAUACCAUGAUGUGACUGCACCUUUAGUCAAUUACUAUCAAAAGCAUGGAAUCCAUACUUCCAUCGAUGCUAGUAAGCCAAUGAGUGAAGUUGCUACGAAGAUUGAUGCUCUCUUUGCCAAGUUCAUUAAUAAGAAGGAUAGAGUUGCAUUCGCCUAG
This is a messenger RNA of Auanema sp. JU1783, 756 nucleotides long. The record is from the annotation of a GenBank genome assembly. Lineage: Eukaryota; Metazoa; Nematoda; Chromadorea; Rhabditida; Rhabditidae.